AUGGCCAGCCAUGAUUCUGCAUCGGAAGAAGAUCUAGAAAUUGCCAGAAUUUUAGACGAAAGACAUUCUAAAAACACGACCAAAAGUACUAAAACGGCAUUGAAAGCAUUUGUAAAAGCUGCCGGAAAUGUAGCCGAGUUACAAGACAAAUAA
This is a messenger RNA of Paramuricea clavata, 153 nucleotides long. NCBI's taxonomy places the organism in Eukaryota, Metazoa, Cnidaria, Anthozoa, Malacalcyonacea, Plexauridae. The record is from the annotation of a GenBank genome assembly.